Messenger RNA from Penaeus vannamei (Pacific white shrimp), 1857 nucleotides. The record is from RefSeq and is a predicted model, not a curated record. Lineage: Eukaryota; Metazoa; Arthropoda; Malacostraca; Decapoda; Penaeidae.
AUGAAUAUAUCUGUAUUACUGAAUUUUGCGCAUGUGUUCAACCUGUAUGUGUCAUUGUAUUUUCGGUAUAUAAGGCUCAGAGCGGAUGCCUGCUGCAGUGUGCCCUCGGCUGCCAAACGAGACACACACAGCUCCCCCACAGGCUUUAAACAGCGUAGCAAAAUGGCCUUCCUUUGUCUCUUACUGCUGUUCGCGGCCGCCCACGCCGUCCCGGUCAGACAGAGCCAAGGCUGCAAUUUCCACAUCAGUCUUCCCAUUGGCGGAUCAACAGGCAUGACGCCUCCCUCUUGCAAUGCGUUUCGGCUUAGACAAUGCUCUUUUUCAGCGGAUUCACCUGCUGGCACCACCAUCCGAAUGCAGUGCUUCUUAAAUAUCGGCUUUAACUCCUUUUUCACCUUCUACCCAGGUGGAUCCUCUCCCCUCUACUGGACCUCCUUUUCGGGAACUAUCCUGCAAUCCACCAAUAGCAAUGCGUUCCUAGUACUGUUAACAGAUAACUGUGACACUGCUUUCUCCUGCACGCUUCAUGUGAUCGGCGACGCAGAGACUACGACAGAUCCUUCCACACCAACUGCUGAUCCAACAACAACUGCUGAUCCAACAACUUCUGAUCCAACAACCAUUGCUGAUCCAGCAACAACUACUGAUCCAGCAACAACUGCUGAUCCAGAAACAACUGCUGAUCCAACAACAACUGCUGAUCCAACAACAACUGCUGAUCCAACAACAACUACUGAUCCACAACAACUGCUGAUCCAACAACAACUGCUGAUCCAUCAAAUCCCCACAUCAGCAACACCCUCCAACAACACCGACUGCGACUGCGGAAUCAAGAACGAAGGGCGCAUCGUUGGCGGCCAAGAAGCGGCCGUCAACGAAUGGCCGUGGCACGCGGGGCUCAGAAGGACGUCGGACAACGUGGUCUACUGCGGGGCAGCGCUUAUAAGCCCCACGUGGUUAGUGACAGCCGCUCACUGCCUGAUAUAUUCUCCACAGGAGAUGGUUGCGCUGCUGGGUUACCACGACGUGACGCAACCGCUGGCAAGUGCAUACUCUACCACUGUAGGCGUCGCUUCGUACAUCAGCCAUGAAGCAUACAACGCAGAUACAGUAGACAACGACAUAGGUCUUGUCCAGCUUGCGGUCGCCGUUUCCUUCAACCUGGGCGUCCGCCCGAUCUGCCUGCCGUUCUCCUUCGCCGGCGAAGAUUUCCAGAGUGAAACCGGCGUCGUGACAGGCUGGGGCACAACCUCGUUCCAAGGAGAAUUAAGUGACGUGCUGCUGGACGUCGAACUCCCGGUCCUCACGACUGCUGAGUGCAAGGCCUUCUACGGAGACCGAGUCACGGACAACAUGAUGUGUACGUACGAGCCAGGGUCGGACGCCUGCCAGGGGGACUCCGGGGGCCCCCUCGCGUGGUCCUCUGGAGGAAACUAUUACCUGAUCGGCGUCGUCUCCUGGGGAGAAGACUGCGCGGCGGUAGACAACCCAGGAGUCUAUGCCAAAGUCACCAAGUAUACCAGUUGGAUACAGAACAACAUAGCCGAGGACAUUUGCUCGCCAUAAAAAAAAAAAAAAGCAUGAUUUGAUAUGACAGCUGUUGUCAUCUUUUAUAUCAUAUGACCUUGAAUUUUAAAGCAUUAUUUGAUAUUCAACAAGCUUCUUGUUUUAAUUAAAUCAGCCACAUAUUCAACUUUCACCAUUUUGAGGGAAUUUCAACACCGUUUUCUCCCACUGCCAUAUCCUCUCUUUAUUUCUGCAUGGCAACAAUGUAAGACGAAAGCUGUACCAUUGGUGAACGUGUAUUAGUUAUAUUAGAUCUCGAAUUGGGUAAAGAGUAAAAUUUCUGAAUUAAAA